This is a messenger RNA of Prunus avium (sweet cherry), 927 nucleotides long. RefSeq names its product putative B3 domain-containing protein Os04g0346900. Gene Ontology annotation, molecular function: DNA binding. The record is from RefSeq and is a predicted model, not a curated record. NCBI's taxonomy places the organism in Eukaryota, Viridiplantae, Streptophyta, Magnoliopsida, Rosales, Rosaceae.
AAGCUUUAACUUGAAGUACAUACUACCUACAAUGUCUGCUUCUCUUCGCCAGAAAAUUGAUCAUGAAUGGCCAGCAUUUUCUGCUACCACUCCACUGUUUCUCAAGAUGAUCCUAGACUACAUUUCUAGAGACGCAAAACUUAGAAUACCGAAGAGUUUCGUGAAGAAGUAUGAAAAACAUCUAUCAAAUCUAGUACAUUUGAAGCUUCCAAGUGGUUCAGAAUGGGAAGUAGAAGUGACAACAUGUGAUGGUGAGGUUUGGCUUGAUAAGGAUUGGCCAGAGUUCUCUAAGUUUUACUCUCUAGAGCAGGGUGGCUCCUUAGUUUUCAAAUAUGAUGGGAACUCAAAAUUCCACGUUUGCAUAUUGGAUGCAAGUGGCACAGAGAUAGACUAUCCCCUAGUGUUGCCCGUGAUGGAAGAAACCGAUGAGGAUGAUGAAAAUAACUCUGUUGAAAUCUUGGAGGAUUAUGAUGAUGAAAAUGAUAAUUCUGCUGAAAUUUUUGGGGAUUAUCAACCCUGCCCAAAAACAAGGCAGAAUUCUGGUCCACUGUCACGUCCUCUGCCUCGCAAGAAAAACAGAUUAAGUACUCAUUCUUCGCCCGAAAUAUCAUCAUCUUCAUCUAAGAGGGUUGUUGAAGCUACCAACAAGUUCAUCUCAAACCCUUCCUUCAGAGUCACUGUGGGCUCAUCCCUUAUGCCGCAUAUACCAGUUAGUUACCCCAAGCAUUUCAUUAAAUUGGAGAAACAAACCGCCAAGCUUCUGGUCAGAAAGAAAUCGUGGUGUGUGAGUUUGAUUGCUCAUUCUGUUAACACAUUUCCAUUUUCUGUUGGCUAGGCUGCUUUUGCAAGGGAAAAUUGUUUAAGAGCAGGAGAUGUUUGCAUCUUUGAGCUUAUCGACAAAAACGACAUUUUACUGAAAGUUCACAU